AUGGAUGCAGCCAUUCCAAAAAGCAGGAGUGAAAGCUCCAUGGCCCCAUCUGAAUCUGCUAAGAAGAAAGAGAAGAUAAGUGAGGAAGCUACAGUGGAGUAUAAAGCCAUUUCUACUAGUGUUGAGAAGCAAACGCCUGACCCAGAUGAGCUCAAUGUUGACGACUUGUGUAUGGGCAACCCCAACGGCAAGAAAGCUGGUCCUGGCAAAAGGGUUACUGUCCAUUAUACUGGAAAGCUUCAUGAAAAUGGGAAGAUUUUCGAUUCCACUGUUGGAAAAUCUCCUUAUAAGUUUCGUCUAGGUGUUGGAAAAGUCAUUAAGGGAUUGGAUGUUGGUGUUAAUGGAAUGUAUGUUGGUGGCAAAAGAAAGCUUACCAUUCCUCCAGCAUUCGGGUAUGGUAGGUAUGGUGCGGAAGUUGCUGGUACCAAGAUUCCUCCUGACGCUUGGCUGGUGUUUGAUGUCGAACUGCUUAAUGUUCUUUAA
Molecule: messenger RNA, 483 nt
Organism: Arabidopsis lyrata subsp. lyrata
Lineage: Eukaryota; Viridiplantae; Streptophyta; Magnoliopsida; Brassicales; Brassicaceae
Product: peptidyl-prolyl cis-trans isomerase FKBP15-3
Exons: 6
Coding region: 1-483 (160 amino acids)
Molecular function (GO): peptidyl-prolyl cis-trans isomerase activity
Source: RefSeq, a predicted model, not a curated record